Messenger RNA from Vollenhovia emeryi, 2200 nucleotides. Its product is annotated as lysocardiolipin acyltransferase 1-like. The transcript is spliced from 5 exons. Gene Ontology annotation, molecular function: acyltransferase activity. Gene Ontology annotation, cellular component: endomembrane system. NCBI's taxonomy places the organism in Eukaryota, Metazoa, Arthropoda, Insecta, Hymenoptera, Formicidae. Bases 202 to 1299 code for a protein of 365 amino acids. The record is from RefSeq and is a predicted model, not a curated record.
CACAGCAUCCUCCAGCUCGGUGGCGAAGGCUGGAUAGAGAGCGAGGGUGAAAGGGGUGGCGGAGAGAAACCCCUCUAAUAGAACCGGGAGGAAGCCAGUGAAAACACAGUGUUUCAUGAGGAAACAGUCAAGAUCCGAUGUCCGUGGAGGGUGCUUCAAUUGCACGGUGCACAUGUGAAAGACGCCCACUCGCAGACUGUAAUGCGCGGAAUUUUACGUGGUACCUUGUACUGUGCUCUGUGGUAUGGUAGUAUAGUAGCAGGCUUUUUAUUUAUCGCCUGCCCGCUCUUGCCGUUGUUGUUGCUCAGUCCACCGAGAUUUCGAAAAUGCGGAGAUCUCCUAUUCUCAUGCUGGGAACUGUACCCCACUGCUCUGUUGAAGAUCUUCGGCGUGAAGAUCUACGUGUCUGGCGAUCAUAUAUCUCCUCAUGAAUCGGCCGUGCUCGUGAUGAACCACAGAACGAGGGUGGACUGGAACUUCCUAUGGGCGGCGAUGUAUCAAGCGUGCAUGCCCAGUGUCGGGUGUCAUAAGCUCAAGUUGAUUUUAAAGGAUCCUAUACGGCACAUUCCCGGCCCAGGAUGGAUAAUGCAGAUGAACGGUUUCCUUUAUAUAACGCGACACUGGGAAGAGGAUCAGGGCCGAUUGUCGCGUACGCUCGAUUACCUGGUCGCCUUAGAAAGCCGCACGCAGCUGCUGAUAUUCCCCGAGGGCACCGAUCUGACGGAGAGCAGCAAGGAGAAGUCGGACAAGUAUGCCGUGCAGCAUCAUCUCCCGCUUCACACCUACACUCUCCAUCCGAAAACUACCGGCUUCGCCUACCUGGUCCAGCAUCUACAGCGCGCGAGUUUCCUCGACGCUGUGUACGAUUUGACGAUAGCGUAUCCGGACUACAUACCGCAGUCCGAGGUCGAUCUGAUCAGAGGUAGGUUCCCGAGGGAGGUGCACUUCCACAUAAGGCGGAUAUCGUCCGCGGAUAUACCGGCGCACGACGACUCGACCUUGAGGAGGUGGCUGGAGGACAGGUGGUCCGACAAGGAGGCGAUACUGAAGGGAUUCUACGAGCGGAAGGCGUUCCCCACCCAGAUCUGGCCGAUGGCGAAGACCCUGCCGUUACGAGCCGCAUUCGGCUUCUGGAGCAUAUUGACAGGGAUAACGGUGCUUCUACUCAUCGUUUCUCCGGUCUUCCAGCUGUGGACCCUGUUUCACGCAUUGUUUUUCAUCGGCCUGUCCGUUCUCAACAUGUGCUUCAGCCAGAUUGAGAUAGGAUGGUAUUGGCGCUGGAAAAACUAUUCCUUUUGAACUAAAUGUUAAUUAAUCGAGAAUAUAUUUUUGUUUUCAACGUCACUGUGGAAUCGCGUAGCUCUUUGUCUCUGUGAUAAUAUUGUAUAUAAGGUCGUAAUGUUAGAAGAAGAGAGCAGACGUAAUUUCAACAACCUUGUGCAAUAUGGCAGUUUAAUGUAAUCGUGUCCAAUGAUGGGUAUCCUUCUCUUGAAAGUUUCCAAACAGUUCGAUCAUAUAAAGAGAUCUAAAUGUAAUAAUAUGUGAAUUCGACCGUCGAUAUUUAAUCGCAUAAUAGAAAGGCCUAUGACAGACAUGCUGGAUCUUUGUGCCUAAUAUUUUGCCAAGAUCCACCACGGCCGUCAUAGAUAGGCCUUUCCGUUACGAGAUCUAAAUUGCUCCUAUAUACUAUUCUAUAUUAUUUCGGGAACUCUUGAAAGUCUUGAAAAAUUCAAAGUCUUAAAAACUAAACAUCUGAAACAUUUGUUCUUAGAAAUGGAUGAAAUUUACAAAAACAAAAUUGUUGUUAUAGAUACUUAUUAAAAUCGUUUCUUUUAGAAUGUAAAUCAGAAAGUAGCUUGAAACAAUAACGUAUAGCGUUACAUGGGAAAAGAUAUAUUUUCAGAAUAUACGAGACUUUUGAUACAUUCGAGAUUUUCGAAAUGUUCAAGACUUUCAGAAGUCUUGGCUUCGAAUGACAUCCGAAAUGAUUCGAAGUCAGUUUCACAUUUAACGGGAUGUGAUGUAUCUCGAGUCCGUCAGUUGCAAUAUAAUCGCACUAUUUUAAUACUUUAACGUUUAUAAUGUCUGAUUGUCGUAGCAUUUGAAAAACAUUAGAAGAAUACUUUCUUUAUGUAAUUGUAAUGUACCUGGAAUCUCGUAUAAACUCUAUAUGAAAGAUAAAUUAAUCAUUUGUCUUUUA